Messenger RNA from Carassius gibelio (silver crucian carp), 1414 nucleotides. RefSeq names its product pro-opiomelanocortin-1. Gene Ontology annotation, biological process: neuropeptide signaling pathway. The record is from RefSeq and is a predicted model, not a curated record. Gene Ontology annotation, molecular function: neuropeptide hormone activity. NCBI's taxonomy places the organism in Eukaryota, Metazoa, Chordata, Actinopteri, Cypriniformes, Cyprinidae. Gene Ontology annotation, cellular component: extracellular region. The transcript has 3 exons. Bases 52 to 768 code for a protein of 238 amino acids.
ACAUACGCUCGGAAAAAAAGUGCAAAAACGAGAUCAGUGGAGGUGAGCUUGAUGAGAGCUGGAGACCCAAAGAAGAGUCAAAAGAGGAGAUUCAGAGCCAUAAAACCCAUCUAUAAAUUCAGAAAGAUGCUCUGUCCUUCCUGGCUUAUGGUUGCAGCAGUCUUGUGUGUUCACAGUCCGUGUGUAGACGGCCGCUGCUUGGAUCUGAUCGAAUGCAUGGGCCUAAAAACUAAUGAACAAAAAUUGCAGUGCAUCACGCAGUGCAGAUCUGCACAAGAAUCCUCCAAUCAUGGGGAAGCGUCUUCAUCUGAACAGCAGAACAGUGAGGAAGAGAGCCUCAGUUUGGGCCUGCUCUUAUCGGCUCUGUCCCCUGAUUCGAUCGAGCUCCAAGACCCCACUGGAGAAGCCCCUCACAAUGACGACAGGAGGUCCUACUCCAUGGAGCACUUCCGCUGGGGCAAACCCAUGGGCCGCAAACGCCGACCCGUCAAAGUCUUCACCAACAGCGCUCUGGAGGAGGAUUCGGUGGAAAGCGAGCGCAUGGAGCGAGGGCAGAGCGGCACGCUGGACAUUCAGCCGAGGAACGAUGCUAAGAGCAACGGGAAGUAUCGCAUGACCCAUUUCCGCUGGAACGGCCCACUUAACAAGCGCUAUGGAGGCUUCAUGAGGCUGGAUUCAGAUCAAUCCCACAAGCCCCUGCUCACGCUCAUAAGAAACGUCAUUGUUAAAGACGGACAGCAGUACAGAGAUAAAGAGAGGAAAGAAUAGACAAUAUCUGGUGUUAAAACAUUCAAAUGUGUAACAUUCAACCUUAAUAAAAAGAAAGCUUCCUCUAGACAUUUAAAUACUUGACAGGGCAUGAAACAUUGUCCUAUGAAAGAAAGAAACAAACUCACCAAAUCACUUAUAUAUUAAAGUCAAGGUAUCUCACAUGACAUUUACAAUUCAUUUAGACACCCGACACCAUAACAAUCACCUCUGGGAUUUAAAAAGAAAGUGUACUCAGAAAUGCCAAGUUCCGUAUUUUCCGGACUAUAAGUCGCACUUUUUUUCAUAGUUUGGCUGGUCCUGUGACUUAUAGUCAGGUGCGACUUAAUUAUCAAAAUUAAUUUGACAUGAACCGAGAGAAAACAUUACCGUCUCCAGCCGUGAGAAAGCUCUCUAUGCUGCUUAGUGCUCCUAUAGUCUACACUGAAAACAUAGAGCGCCCUCUCGCGGCUGGAGACGGUAAUGUUUUCUCUUGGUUCUUGGUUCUAAAUAAAUGCGACUUAUAUGUUUUUUUCCUCGUCAUGACGUAUUUUCGGACUGGUGCGACUUAUACUCAGGUCCGACUUAUAGUCCGAAAAAUACGGUAUUUGUCUGCCCUAGAUGUGAUUUACUGUGAUAUACUGUACAUGAAACACAUUAAAAUGAA